Molecule: messenger RNA, 3173 nt
Organism: Culicoides brevitarsis
Lineage: Eukaryota; Metazoa; Arthropoda; Insecta; Diptera; Ceratopogonidae
Gene: Tgs1
Product: trimethylguanosine synthase
Exons: 6
Coding region: 97-2904 (935 amino acids)
Biological process (GO): 7-methylguanosine cap hypermethylation; 7-methylguanosine RNA capping
Cellular component (GO): nucleus
Molecular function (GO): RNA cap trimethylguanosine synthase activity
Source: RefSeq, a predicted model, not a curated record
CACUUUCGUACUGAAUCGAGCGAUGUGUGAGUAACGAGACGCGAGAAAAAACCUGCAAUUUAGUGCUCCAGUCACACUUUCCAGUCUCUUUUCACCAUGAAUCCCGACGCCAAUUGGGAACCCUUAGCGGAAGUGCUGCUCACCUAUCCGCACGACAACUCGCAAGGACGCAUUUUCUGCCUUUGCAGUCGUGUUUUCAUCAAAAAUUAUUACGACAUUUACGCAUCGACGUUGGAUCGCGAAGUGCCAGACCGCGAAAAUCCCGAAGAAAUUAGCGAGGAAGGCGACGACCAAUUCGUGAUCGAACCAAGGAAUCCCAAAACGGCGGAACGUGUCUCGGAAAAGUGGAAAAACGUCACGAACAAGUUGAAUGACGAGGACGCCAACUCGUGUUAUUACAGUGCGAGCGCGUCGCACACGGAUAAUUAUUGCAGCACGGAUGAGCAUGAGUUGCAUGCGAUUCCGACACAAACGACGCUUCAUUCGAGCGACAGCGGCGCCGACAUUUCCGAGCAAAAUUACACGGAGCAACGCGAAAUGUUCCGCGAAGCGAUGCAACAUUCGUCGCGAGUCGUCGAGGAAGUCGCCGCCGAGCGAAAUGAACGAAAAACCAGUCUUCCCGACGUUUUUGGGGUCGAUUUGGAGCAAGAACAUGCUUGGGAAGCGUUUUGGGCGAAGAAUGGCGAAAGCCUCAUUUGGUCUUCGUGGAUUGAAAAGUACAGCGAUUACAUAAAUCCGGAUUAUAUGAAGCCCGAUGCGUCUCAAAAUGACGAAGAAGCGACUGUUGCGUGCGACAACGAAGUCGAGGCAGCUUGUGCGGCGCCCGAAUCCACGGGAAUUGUCAUUUCGGUGUCAAGUCCGUCGGUAGCAGCUACUUUAGAAGGCUGGAAUCCACUUUCGCCUGUCGAUGGGAACGACGAUCCGUGGCUCAGUCAUCGCAUAAAUGACACCGAUACCCUCCUAAGUCCCCGCUGUGACUCCGUAACAUCCAGUAUUCCGCUCACGAUUGGCACAACGGGCACCGAUUCCAUGACAAAUGUCACGCGCAUGACAAUCGACGAGACGUACGACGAUUUUUGCAGCAGCAAAGUCACGUCGGAGAGCAGCAACGACGCCAGCAUCAGUUCGAACGACAGCAAUUCGCAUCAAUACCCACCGAGAAAUGUGUCGGCGUGUCGCAGCGAAAGUGCCGUCGGAUUGCUGGAUGACGAUCAAGCGAUGGAUGUCGACCAGUAUUGGCAAGUGCUGUGGCAGCAACAUUUUCAGGAGCAAUAUGCCUUGCAUUACAAGAAAUACAUGGAGGCGCAGCUGAUUUUCAUGAAAAAUGACAAACAAUUGAGCAGCAGUCUCAAGAGUGAGGCGAAUUUUGGGCCUCAGACACGUUUAAGACACAAACAUCAGCACGGGCAGCACGGGCAUUUGGGACAAACGAAAAAUCGGAUGAUACGGAAACGCAAAAAUAGCGGCAGGAAGAUGCAAAAUGAAAAUUUGUCGAAUUUAGUGGCGGAAAUGUGCAUCGAAGCGGAGGAGGAAAAGACCCAAGGCAAAGAAACCGACGGAAUUGACACGAAAAACGAUGGAAACGGCGAAGGAGAAGCCUUUGAAUGCCCGGAUCUUGCAGCUUUUGGUCUUCCCACGGCUUUCGGAAAGCAAUCUACAAAGAAAAAUGACGGCAACGGCGACGAUGGAGACGAUCGGGAUCCAAAUAAUCGUCCCACAGCCUCUGUUAAACGCGCGCACGAGAACGACGACGAGAUUUCGCAGCAAGAACGCCUAAAAUCCGCCUUUGAACUCAUGGGAUACGCCUUCGACAACGACCCCGCUUCAAAAAUUGUCAUCAAAGGCGAAGUUACGUACAAGAAAAAGCACAUUCGGCUGCACAAUCGCAUGCUAAAGAUGAAACAUCAGAAGCCCCGAAGUCAUUUUUACUUUGACGACGACGGAAACGAGUUGCCCGCAUCCGAAAACAAGACAGAAACUGUCGAAGCAGCAACGUUAAUUCAUUCCUCGAGCGACGACGACUCGCACAAAGCAAUUCCGCCGCAAAGCACGCGCCUUCCAACACUUUUUCAGCAGCAGCAGCAGCAGCAACAGAAUCAGGGAAACAGCGAAUUGUCGUCUAGUCUCGAUGUGCAAGACUUGAAUGCGUCUCUCGAAACGGAAGAAUGUGCGGAUUUGCCGCACGAACAGACCCCGGAUGACGCGUCGACCGGAAAACGGGAGAAAAAGAAGAAACGCAAGACGAAAUUUGCGACAAUUUUACCGCCGGAAAUCAUCAAUGACAAGUCGCUGCUCAAAUAUUGGUACAAACGGUUCUCGUUGUUCUCGAAAUUCGACCAAGGCAUCAAGCUGGAUAAGGAAAGUUGGUUCUCCGUGACGCCGGAAAAGGUUGCGAUUCAUACGGCGGAGCGGAUCAAGUGCGAUAUUAUUGUUGAUGCGUUUUGUGGAUGCGGCGGAAAUUCCAUUCAGUUCGCAAUGACAUGCAAAAAAGUAAUCGCAAUCGACAUUGAUCCAAAGAAAAUUGAAAUGGCAAAGCACAAUGCGACAGUUUAUGGCGUCGCGGACAAAAUUGAAUUCAUUAUUGGGGAUUUUCUGACAUUAGCGAGCUCGUUAAAGGCAGAUAAUGUCUUCUUAAGUCCUCCGUGGGGUGGUCCUCAGUAUAUGAAGGACGAAAUAUACGACGUCGAAAAAUCACUUAUUCCAGUUCCAGGCUCCGAAUUGCUUGAAAAAGCUAAAAGCAUUUCCAAAAAUAUUGCAAUUUUCCUUCCACGUAACUCGAAUACACAACAGUUGGCUUUGUACGCUGGUCCCGGCAACUCUGUGGAAAUCGAACAAAACUUCCUCGACCGCAAGCUAAUCGCUCUUACUGCCUAUUAUGGGGACCUAAUCAACAAUCAAUCGUAAAAAAAUCAACAAGAAGUAUUUCUUGAUAUUAAAAAAAAUUGUAGAAAGAUAGAAAAUUUGAUAUCUUAACAAAAAAAAAUAUCGAGCAAUUAAUUUUUUUUUAAGUUUAGAAUUUUAAGGAAUUUUUUUAAAAUUUUUCUUAAAGUUUUCGUAAUUAAAAACAGGAAUUAGACUUAUUAUCUCGUCUUUCGGUGCUAAAUUAAAAAAAAAAUCAGCUUUUACUGUCAAAAAAUCUCAAAUUUUAUAAAAAAAAAUUAAAUUUUUUUCCG